Messenger RNA from Lepisosteus oculatus (spotted gar), 12924 nucleotides. NCBI's taxonomy places the organism in Eukaryota, Metazoa, Chordata, Actinopteri, Semionotiformes, Lepisosteidae. The record is from RefSeq and is a predicted model, not a curated record.
GCUCCCGAUCAGCCACUCACAGCGCGGCUCCCCCUCAAGCUGUCAGGGAAUAUACUUCCUUGCUAGGAGGGAGGCUGAUGGGAUGCAUCAAAGAUGGCUAACAAAAUUGGAUAUAACAGCAACUAAGUCCCAUUCAUUUAAAUGAUAGAUUUUUAAAAAUCGUAACGAAAUCCCCGUGACAGGUGGGGUGUCGCGGAGCCCAAACCCGUGGCUGGAUUUAACACGCAUGAAGCGCGUAGGCCGUUCCCUUCCUUAACGUCUUUGCGUUGCCCCGCUGUUUGUGUUAUUUGUAAAUAUUAUUCCUGUUAAAAUGGCCACCAUGGAGAAACUGAUGAAGGCCUUCGAGUCUCUCAAGUCAUUCCAGCAACAACAGGGACCACCAUCGGCCGAAGAGCUAGUUCAGAAACAGAAGAAAGAUGCAGCGACCACCAAAAAGGACAGAGUGGCCCAUUGUCUGACAAUAUGCGAAAACAUUGUUGCACAGUCUCUGAGAAACUCCCCUGAGUUUCAGAAGCUCCUAGGAAUCGCCAUGGAGAUGUUCCUGCUCUGCAGUGACGAUGGGGAAUCUGACGUAAGGAUGGUAGCUGACGAAUGCCUCAACAAAAUCAUUAAGGCACUAAUGGAUUCCAAUCUUCCCCGCCUGCAGCUGGAGUUGUACAAAGAGAUUAAAAAGAAUGGAGCUUCGCGGAGCCUCAGAGCUGCACUUUGGAGGUUUGCUGAACUGUCGCAUCUCGUGCGUCCACAAAAAUGCAGGCCGUAUCUGGUCAAUCUUCUCCCCUGCCUGACGCGGAUCAGCAAGCGCCCAGAGGAGACUGUCCAGGAGACGCUGGCAGCAGCCAUUCCGAAGAUCAUGGCAGCACUGGGCCACUUCGCCAACGAUGGAGAGAUCAAGGUCCUGCUGAAAGCGUUUAUCGGAAACCUCAAGUCCAGCUCUCCGACCAUCAGGCGCACGGCAGCUAGCUCGGCCGUCGCCAUCUGCCAGCACUCUCGCAGGACCCAGUAUUUCUACACCUGGCUUCUCAAUGUGCUUCUAGGUCUGCUGCUUCCUGUGGACGAUGAGCACCCUGCCCCGCUGAUCUUGGGGGUGCUGCUUGCCCUGAGAUACCUGAUGCCCUUAUUGCAGCAGCAGGUCAAGGACACCAGUUUGAAGGGCAGUUUUGGGGUCACGCGAAAAGAGGCCGAGAUCUCCCCCACACCGGAGCAGCUAAUCCAGGUGUACGAGCUGACGCUUCACUACACGCAGCACCGCGACCACAACGUGGUGACGGCGGCCCUCGAGCUGCUGCAGCAGGCCUUCCGCACGCCGCCGCAGGACCUGCUGCACGCCCUCAUCACGGCCGGCAGCAUCCCGCGGGUCAGCAUCUCCCGCGAGGAGGCUGAGAACCGAGGGCGGAGCAGCAGCAUCCUGGAGCUCAUUGCCGGAGGGUCGUCAAGCAGUCCACUUCUGCUCAGAAAACAAAAAGGCAAGCUGCUCUCAGGAGAAGAAGAAGGGCUCGAGGAUGACACGGAGACCAGGUCAGAGGUCAGCACUGGAACCUUUACAGCUUCUGUGACCAGCGAUGGCACCAGUGAGGUGCAGUCUUCCUCCGGGAUGUCCACUCUGGGCUCGGCUGGGGGGGGUCAUGACAUCAUCACGGAGCAGCCCCGCUCCUCACAGCACAACCUGCAGGCGGCCGACUCCGUGGAGCUGAGCGGCGCCGCGGACCCCCCAAGCGGCCCGGCCGCCGGGCAGACCGCCGAGGAAGAGGACGCGCUGAGCCGCGGCUCCAGCCAGAUCAGCAGCAGCGGCGGCGCCGACGCCGACCCCCAGGCGUCCUCGCCGGCCAGCGACAGCUCCCAGACCACCACCGAGGGGCCUGACUCCGCCGUCACCCCGUCAGACUGCUCCGAGCUCGUCCUGGAUGGUACUGAAAGCCAGUACUCAGGGAUGCAGAUAGGCACACUCCAGGACGAGGAAGAGGAGGGCAGUGGCAAUCCCCUGGAAGAGCCUUUGCAGGCCCUCACCGAUGCCACUAUAGCCUUGAGCAAACCACACUUGAUGGAAAAUAUGGGCCACAGCCGGCAGCCAUCUGACAGCAGUGUAGAUAGAUUUAUACCAAAGGACGAAGUGGUGGAGAAUGCAGAACCUGAAAACAAGCCCUCCAGAAUCAGGGGGGACAUUGGCCACUACACUGACCCAAAGGCUGCGCCGCUUGUCCACUGUGUGCGACACCUCUCAGCAUUGUUUCUGUUGACUGGAGAGAAGAACGGCCUUGUCCCAGACAGGGAGGUGCGGGUGAGUGUGAAGGCCCUGGCGGUGAGCUGCGUGGGGGCAGCCACUGCCCUCCUCCCCGAGGCCUUCUUCAACAGGCUGUACAGACAGCCCCUGGAGGGGGUCCUGCAAGAGGAGCAGCAGUAUAUAUCUGACAUUUUGAAUUAUACUGAUCAUGGGGACCCCCAGAUACGAGGAGCCACUGCUAUACUGUGUGGUACAAUAAUCUACUCCAUUCUCAACAAGACACGCUUUAACAUCGAACCCUGGUUGGCCAGGGUCAUGAGCUCCACAGGAAACCCCAUAUCUCUGGUAAACUGUGUGCCUUUGCUUCAGAAGACCCUCAGAGAUGAGUCUUCAGUCACCUGCAAACUAGCCUGCACUGCUGUGAGGCACUGCAUCAUGGCUCUGUGCAGCAGCACCAUCAGCGAACUCGGCCUCCAGCUUGUCGUUGACCUCUUGGCCCUGAAGGACAGCUCCUACUGGCUGGUCAGGACUGAGCUACUUGAAACACUGUCCGAGAUCGAUUUUAGGUUAAUAAGUUUCCUUGAAAGAAGAACUGAGACCUUACACAGAGGAGAUCACCACUACACUGGGGUCAUUUCAUUUUAUUUUUGGUUACUACAAGCCAUAGGGCUGAGGGGGGGAAAAAAGUAUGAAACCAGAUUUCUCUUGUGCUUCAGGGUCGUCUCCAGAUUGUUCUACGACUGCGACCAAGGUCAGGCGGAUCCAGUGGUGGCUAUAGCCAGAGACCAAAGCAGCGUCUACUUGCAGCUUCUCAUGCAUGAGACCCAGCCUCCCUCCCACUUCACAGUCAGCACCAUCACCAGGACCUACAGAGGCUACAGGAUUUCCCAGAAUGCAUCUGACAUCACUACAGAGAACAACCUCUCCCGAGUUGUCACUGCUGUGUCCCACGCACUUGCUUCGUCCACUUCAAGAGCUCUCACAUUUGGCUGCUGUGAGGCCCUGUGCCUCCUGUCUUCAGCAUUCCCAGUGUGCACCUGGAGCACGGGCUGGCACUGUGGGUACGUCAGCUCCUCCGCCAGCCAGCCGUUUCGCUCCAGCCUCUAUAAGAACAGGGGGCGCUCCUUCAGCCUGUCCCAUUCGAACAGUGAGGAUGCGAAAAAGAACUGCACUGUGGGCAUGGCCAACAUGGUGCUGUCCCUCUUGUCCUCGGCCUGGUUCCCCCUGGACCUCUCGGCACACCAGGACACACUCAUCCUCGCUGGGAACUUAAUUGCAGCCACUGCCCCUAAGUGCCUUAAGAGCCCCUGGAGCACGGAGGACGAGACCGGCGCCGGGGGGACGAAACAGGAGGAGCCCUGGCCCGCGCUGGGGGACCGGACUGUAGUCACCAUGGUGGAGCAGCUCUUCUCUCACCUGCUGAAAAUCAUCAAUAUCUGCGCGCAUGUCAUCGACGACGUGGCCCCCGGGCCUGCUGUGAAGGCCACCCUGCCCUCUCUUGCCAACACGCCUUCGCUGAGCCCAAUAAGAAGGAAAGGCAAGGAGAAGGAGCCAGCAGAGCAGGCUGCUGCCCCCAUGAGCCCGAAAAAGAGUAGUGAGAGCAAUCCAGCUGCCAGACCAGCUGACACCACUGGGACCAACUCUAUAAACAAGUCAUCUACGCUAGGCAACUUCUACCAUCUCCCUCCAUACCUCAAACUCUACGAUGUUCUGAAGGCUACACAUGCCAACUAUAAGGUGACACUUGACCUUCAGAACACCAGUGAAAAGUUUGGAGGGUUCCUGCGGGCUGCUCUUGAUGUGCUGUCCCAGUUGCUAGAGCUUGCCACCCUCCAGGACAUCGGAAAGUGUGUUGAAGAGAUCCUGGGUUAUCUGAAGUCAUGCUUCAGCAGAGAACCCACAAUGGCCACUGUGUGUGUCCAGCAGCUGCUGAAGACCCUGUUUGGGACCAAUCUCGCGUCUCAGUACGACGGCUCCUCCUCUAACCCCUGCAAGUCUCAGGGGAAGGCCCUUCGGCUGGGCUCCUCCAGCCUGCGGCCUGGGCUCUACCACUACUGCUUCAUGGCUCCCUACACUCACUUCACACAGGCCCUGGCCGACGCCAGCCUGCGCAACAUGGUGCAGGCCGAGCAGGAGCAGGACACUUCGGGGUGGUUUGAUGUGAUGCAGAAAGUAUCCAUCCAGCUGAGAUCAAGCAUCACUAAUGUAACGAAGCAUCGAGCAGAUAAGAAUGCCAUCCAUAACCACAUCCGCUUGUUUGAGCCCUUGGUCAUCAAAGCACUCAAGCAGUACACCACCACCACCUCCGUGUCCCUCCAGAGACAGGUGUUGGACCUGCUGGCUCAGCUUGUGCAGCUCAGAGUCAACUACUGCCUUCUGGACUCCGAUCAGGUUUUUAUUGGAUUUGUUCUGAAGCAGUUUGAAUACAUUGAAGUGGGACAGUUUAGGGAUUCAGAAGCCAUUGUUCCCAAUAUCUUCUUUUUCCUGGUGCUGCUGUCCUACGAGCGAUACCACUCCAAGCAGAUCAUCGGCAUCCCCAAAAUCAUCCAGCUGUGCGAUGGCAUCAUGGCCAGCGGGAGGAAGGCGGUCACACACGCGAUUCCAGCUCUGCAGCCUAUUGUCCACGACCUGUUUGUGUUGAGAGGGUCCAACAAAGCCGACGCAGGCAAAGAGCUGGAGACCCAAAAGGAGGUGGUGGUCUCCAUGCUGCUUAGACUUAUACAAUACCAUCAGGUGCUGGAGAUGUUCAUCUUAGUGUUGCAGCAGUGUCACAAAGAGAAUGAAGACAAGUGGAAGAGACUGUCACGGCAGAUAGCAGAUAUCAUCCUGCCCAUGAUCGCAAAGCAGCAGAUGCACCUGGAUUCCCAUGAGGCACUGGGGGUUUUGAACACCCUGUUUGAGACUGUGGCUCCUUCAUCACUGCGGCCUGUUGACAUGCUUCUCAGGAGCAUGUUUGUCACGCCUAGCACCAUGUCCUCUGUGGGGACGGUGCAGCUGUGGGUAUCGGGUAUUCUGGCUGUCCUGCGAGUCCUCAUCUCCCAGUCCACAGAGGAUAUUGUGCUGUCUCGCGUUCAGGAGCUCUCGCUGUCUCCUUACCUCCUCUCCUGCCCCACCAUCGACAAGCUCCAAGACUACAGCUCGCACACGCCUCCUUCAGCGGGUCACACGGGAGAAGCUCAGAAUAAAUACCCUCCAGAGGAAACGUUUGCAAGGUUUCUUCUGCAGCUGGUUGGAAUCCUGUUGGAAGAGAUCUCCAGUAAACAAGUUAAAGUGGACAUGAGUGAGCAGCAGCACACCUUCUACUGUCAACAGCUUGGCACACUGCUGAUGUGCCUCAUUCAUAUCUUCAAAUCAGGUAUGUUCCGAAGAAUUACUGCAGCUGCCACCAAGCUGUUGAAGGGCGAUGGCUGUGAGGGCAGCUUCUACACCCUGGAGAAUGUGAGCAGCAUGGUGCAGUCUCUCAUCACCACACACCCCUCCCUGGUGCUGCUCUGGUGCCAGAUCCUGCUCAUUAUCAACUACACCAACUACACCUGGUGGUCAGAGGUGCACCAGACUCCCAGGAGGCACAGCCUCUCCAGCACAAAGCUCCUGAGCCCCCACAUAUCUGGAGACGAUGAAGAGGCCCGACCAGAGUCCAGGCUGGCCAUGUGCAGCAGGGAGAUUGUCAGGAGAGGAGCACUGAUUCUGUUCUGUGAUUAUGUUUGCCAGAACCUUCAUGACUCAGAGCACCUCACAUGGCUGAUUGUGAAUCACGUAAAGGACCUGAUUAAUCUGUCCCAUGAGCCUCCAGUGCAGGAUUUCAUCAGUGCCAUUCACAGGAAUUCAGCUGCCAGUGGUCUCUUCAUACAGGCCAUCCAGUCCCGUUGUGAAAACCUUUCGACACCAACCAUGUUGAAGAAGACCCUGCAGUGCCUGGAAGGGAUUCACCUCAGCCAGUCAGGAGCUGUGCUCAUGCUGUAUGUGGACAAGCUCAUCAACACGCCUUUCCGUGUCCUGGCACGCAUGGUGGACACACUCGCUUGCCGUCGGAUAGAGAUGCUUCUCGCAGAAACAUUACAGAACAGCAUUGCCCAGCUACCACUUGAAGAACUGGACAGAAUUCAAGAAUAUCUGCAGAGCAGCAGCUUAGCGCAGAGACACCAGCGGCUGUACUCCCUGCUGGACAGGUUCCGAGCUACGGUUGCCGAGGAGACGGCAAGUCCUUCUCCUCCAAUCACCUCCCACCCUCUGGAUGGAGAUCUGCCCCCUGCCCCUGAGAAUGUGACUGCAGACAAGGAGUGGUAUGUGGCACUGGUCAGGUCUCAGUGCUGCCUCCGCACAGACGCUGCUCUCCUGGAGUCCACAGAGCUGCUAACCAAGCUUCCGCAGCCUGACCUCUCCUCCAUCAUGACUUCCAAGGAGUUCAAUUUAAACCUCCUGGACCCUUGUCUCAGUCUGGGUGCCCAAAAGAUGAGCAAGGAGCAGGGCAGCGUCCUGUUUGACUCGGCUCUGCAGGUCACUCUCGACCACCUGUCCAGCACCGUCCAGCUCCUGCCCAGCCACCAUCAGGUCUUCGCUGCCUCUUCGGCCCCUGGUGACUCGGCUUACUGGAACAAGCUGAGCGACGUCUACAGCGAGAGAGUUUUCUACCAGACUGUAGUGAGUCUGUGCAGAGCCUUGAGUCAGUACCUGCUGUCGCUUUCAAAGUUUCCAACGGUUCUUCUCAUCCCCAGCGAAAAGGAGGCCGACAUCACCAACUUUGUAGUGAUGGCACUGGAGACUGUUGCAUGGCACCUGAUAAAUGACGAGGUUCCACUGAGCAUUGAUCUCCAGACAGUACUGGAUUGCUGCUGUCUCGCCUUACAGCAGACUGUAAUUUGGAACUUGCUGGCUUCGCUUAGCUAUGCUAGCCAAGCCUGUUCUAUCAUAAAUUGCAUUAAACUCCUUCUUGAAGCAGUGGCAGUGCAGCCUGGGGAACGAUUCCUGCAGCCGGAGAGGAAAAAGACGAUCCGGGAUAAGAGUGGGCCAGGGGAUGAGGUGGAUGCCUCUUCUCAAGAGAGACUGGAUUCUUUUAAAACCGCUUGUGAAAUCAUGGCAGAGCUGGUGGAGGGUCUUCGGAGCGUCCUGGCAUUGGGGCAUUACAGGAACAACAGAAUCCCUGCAUUUCUGACCCCUACACUCUGCAAUAUAAUCAUUAGUCUGGCAAGACUUCCGCUGGUCAACAGCUACACUCGAGUGCCACCGCUGGUUUGGAAAUUGGGCUGGUCCCCAAAACCUGGCGGAGAGUUUGGCACUGCAUUGCCUGAGAUCCCAGUGGAGUUUCUGCAGGAGAAGGACGUCUUCAAGGAGUUCCUGUAUCGCAUCAAUGUCUUGGGCUGGAGCAGCCGCACACAGUUUGAGGAGACCUGGGCCACUCUCCUGGGGGUGCUGGUCACCCAGCCUAUAGCAAUGGACCAUGAGGCAGAGAAUCAGCAGGAGGAGGACCUGGAGAGGACCCAGAUCAAUGUUCUUGCUGUGCAAGCCAUUACGUCCUUGGUGCUGAGCGCCAUGACAAUCCCUGUGGCUGGUAACCCCGCCGUCAGCUGCCUGGAGCAGCAGCCUCGCAACAAGACCCUGAAAGCACUGGAAACUCGGUUUGGCAGAAAGCUGAGUGUUAUUCGAGGGAUUCUGGAACAGGAGAUCCAGGCAAUGACAUCGAAGAGAGACAACAUCGCCACACAUUUCCCCUACCAGGCUUGGGAUCCGGUCCCAUCCCUCUCUUCAGCAGUCUCAGGUACCUUGAUAAGCCAUGAGAAGCUCCUCCUGCAGAUAAACACAGAGAGAGAAAUGGGCAACAUGGAUUAUAAACUGGGACAGGUGUCCAUACACUCCAUGUGGCUGGGAAACAACAUCACCCCCCUGAGAGAGGAAGAGUGGGACGAGGAUGAGGAGGAUGAGAAUGAUGCUCCGGCCCCAGUGUCGCCUCCCACUUCCCCCAUCAACUCCAGGAAACAUCGUGCUGGUGUUGACAUCCACUCCUGCUCACAGUUCUUACUGGAGCUCUACAGUCAGUGGGUUCUACCCAGCAGCCCCAGCAACAAGAAGACGCCUGUGAUCCUGAUUAGUGAAGUGGUUCGCUCACUUUUAGCGGUGUCAGACUUGUUCACGGAGAGGAAUCAGUUCGAGAUGAUGUUCAGCACGCUGACGGAGCUCCAGAAGGUCCACCCUGCCGAGGACGAGAUCCUCAACCAGUACCUGGUCCCUGCCAUCUGCAAGGCAGCAGCCGUUCUGGGCAUGGACAAGGCGAUAGCGGAGCCUGUGAGCCGACUGCUGGAGACCACCCUGCGCAGCACGCACAUGCCCACCCGCAUCGGGGGGCUGCACGGCAUCCUGUACGUGCUCGAGUGUGACCUGCUGGACGACACCGCCAAGCAGCUCAUCCCCAUCAUCAGCGAGUACCUCCUCUCCAACCUGCGGGGAAUCGCACACUGUGUCCACCUUCACAAUCAGCAGCAUGUGCUGGUGAUGUGCGCGGCAGCCUUCUACAUGAUUGAGAACUAUCCACUGGACGUGGGCCCAGAAUUCACAGCUGGCAUUAUCCAGAUGUGUGGCGUGAUGGUCUCUGGAAGCGAGGAGGCCACUCCGUCUGUGAUUUACCACUGUGUCCUGCGGGGUCUGGAGCGCCUCCUGCUGUCAGAGCAGCUGUCCCGGCUGGAUGGGGAGGCACUAGUGAAGCUCAGUGUGGACCGGGUCAACAUGCCCAGCCCUCACCGGGCCAUGGCUGCUCUGGGGCUCAUGCUCACCUGCAUGUACACAGGAAAGGAGAAGUGCAGUCCGGGACGGGCAGCGGACUCUGAUCCCACAGCCCCCGACAGCGAGUCUGUGAUUGUGGCCAUGGAGCGCGUCUCGGUUCUCUUCGACAGAAUCAGAAAAGGCUUCCCUUUCGAAGCCAGAGUGGUGGCAAGAAUCCUCCCUCAGUUCCUGGAUGACUUCUUCCCUCCUCAGGAUGUGAUGAACAAAGUCAUUGGGGAGUUCCUGUCCAAUCAGCAGCCUUACCCACAGUUCAUGGCGACUGUUGUUUACAAGGUAUUCCAGACAUUGCACGCUACGGGCCAGUCAUCGAUGGUUCGAGAUUGGGUUCUCCUGUCUCUUUCCAACUUCACUCAAAGGACACCAGUAGCCAUGGCGAUGUGGAGUCUUUCCUGUUUCUUCGUCAGCGCUUCGACUAGCCAGUGGAUUUCAGCCCUCCUUCCUCACAUAAUCAGCAGAAUGGGGAAGUCGGAGCUUGUGGAUGUCAACCUGUUCUGCCUAGUGGCCAUGGACUUCUACAGGCACCAGAUUGAUGAGGAGCUGGACCGGCGGGCUUUCCAGUCUGUCUUCGAGAUUGUGGCCUGCCCGGGCAGCCCCUAUCACCGACUGCUCACCUGUCUACAGAAUGUCCACCAGGCCACCCCUUUCUGAGCACAGAACUCACUCCUGGCUCAGAGAAAGGGAAUCCCUGAGCCUUUCUUGUAAGAUAAGACUUGGAAGUCCCUGGCUGAAUAGCCCUGUCAAAACCCCACUACCACCAGCCUCAUCUCCAGAAAGGAUUGCCUGUUAGAGGUUCAGAAAUCUGGCACUGGUCAUGUACAGUAUGGUUCUCCUUGUACUUCCAGCUCCCAAGCCAUUCUGUGCUUGGAAAACAGACCGAGUACUAUUCUGUGUCUAAGAGUUCUUCCCGCACUUCAAUGAUUGAAAACAUAAAAUCCGAAUAAUCUCUUUGAAGGCCUUGUAGGGCAAAAACAAAAAACGUCAUAUACAGUACUUAAAAAAAAAUGCAGUUCUUCAAUUUUUGGGGUGUGAUUUGGUACAGAGCAUAAACCAGAUUGCUUAAUGUCAAGGUGCCCUACUGAGAAAGAUUAGAAACCUGCUUAGUUAUCGCCAUAGAUAGAUUUGUUGUUUUUAAUAUAUCUCGCCUUCAAAACGGAGAAAAAUACAAGAGUGGGGAUUAAUGUUCCUUUCAAAGUCAUACCGUAUAUACAUAGCCAUAGUACACUGCUUUUGUUUUAGAAGAGGGUGAGAUUGUAAGGGAGGUCUAUGCUGAAAAGAAGGUAAUCAACCCAAUUUUAGCAUGUUGUAAUAAUCUCUUUCCCACUUUGCAACAACAUGGUGUAUAUAGUGUCUGUGUGGGGGGGGAAUUAAACACUUUCAAUGGUGUAUUUUUUUCUUUUUUUAUUCUCAGGAUGUAAAAGAUGUGAUAAUACCAACUGGAAGUGUCUUUUAAUGAAAACAUUUCUAUAUCAUGUAAAGUCUGUACAAUUGUAAAACCUGUGGUGCAUGGAUCUGUGUUUCAGAAAACGAUUUGACACAAAACCACUUCAGGCCACUGUUUUUGAAUGUCUUUCCAUCUUUCUGUUUGCACACGAUGAAUGAAAGGAGUCGGUGAUAUGUGUGUGUUGUGUGUUUUGUUUUCUUUUUACGUGCAGCGUUCUUCCGGACUAACUGGGUAUAGGAGAACUCGAUCAAGCAUGAGCUCAUGCGUGUCUUUCUUUAUCUGUGGCAGUCAUGUAAUGCACGUUGUGCUGAACACAAGUCCCGUAACUUCAUGUCAUGACUGCUCACAGUGAUACACCGUGACACAAUUAUGCCACCGACUCACCUGUUUAACCUUUCUAGGGCUGGUCUUCAUCCACACCCAGUUUCACUAUACCUGCAGUGACAUCACUUAAAGCAGGUGAAACAUGAAAGAGAUGAUAGUUUUUCUGGGCAUCUGAAGAUCAUUAGAAUCUAAUGAUCAGGAAAAUGUAAAAAAACCCAAACUGGAACAUGAUUACUUCUCUUGGUUUGUGAACAUAUACAGUAAACAUUUGUUUUAACAAAGAUCUGACCACUUUGUCACAAACUGUGCCUGUUGUUAUUAUUGUACUGUUUACCAAAAUAUGUUCCAGUUAAUCAUUAUAUAUGCAUAAACAUUGUGUUUUGAAAGGACAUUGAUUAUACUAAUAUUUUCAUAUGCUGAUCAGAGUUCUGCUGUAUUUAGGUACUAAAACAAUGUAGCUUGCCUUAUAUUGAAAGAACACAAGUCUUUAUGUUCAGUCCUAAUUUGGUGAAAGGGUAGUUUUAAUCAGAGAAUGGAUUACUUUAAUGUAAAUAGGUAUAAUAGUUAAAGAAUAUAUAUAUAUAGGAUACCUAUUAGAAAAAGAAGCAUGCUAUAUAAUAUUAACCCCGCUUUUGAAUUACUGUAAAACACUAAUUUUAUAUGUAGGAAAGGCUUUGUAAGAGAGAUUUACUACUGAAGAGGACAUUAUUGAGGAGAAACGCUAUCCAAAGGGAACUUAUUUACUGUAUAAAAAGCUUUGACAAAUCGUAGUUGGUACAUUAUCCAUGGUAUGCUCAGAACAGUAUUUCCUUUUAAUACAUUCAGCUUCAUUCUUUGCAAAAUCUUCAUACGAGUGUUUAAAAGCUUUAAAUCCAAUUUACUUAGUUAAAAAUAACUGCAUUGUAAUGUUCAAACAUAGCAGUAGCAUUAUCAAUAUUGCAUUAUGUCUGUAUUUAUUGAAAUUACAACAAAGGCAAAUGGAUCAAAUUAGACAAAAGCAUAAUCAAAAUUUUAAACGAUCAUAAAAAUACGUGAAAAAUAUUCAGUAACAUAGGUCACUCCAGUAAAAUUUACUUUUUUUUGUAGUAAUAUGCUGUAUUUGCACAGUAAACUGAUCAUUGGCUUGGCUUUUGAACAACUACAUUGUACACGCAGAUCAGGAAGCAUUCUCUACAAAUCUCACUCAUGACCGAAGUAUGAAAACGCCAUUUUUGCUGAAGUGAAAUAUUUUGUUGAAGGAAAAAAUAACAUUGAUCUUGUUGAGGUGAAAAGGGUUUAGUCCUUGAUACCAUGGAAUCAAACAAGAAGCCAAAUAUAAAAAUGACCUUCGGAUUGCUGUGGUUGAAAAGAAAAACAUGGCUGGUCUGGAGGGUAAUUGCAGUUUAAUGAUGGAUUGUACCACAUAACAUCAUAGUUUUAUUUUCAUCAUCUUUAUCAUCUCUUUCCCAGUACAUGCCCAUGUACAUGCCCUGGUUUUUUGCGUUUAGAUGCCCAACAGUAGGGGAUACAUUCAAGUUCUUCAGUUCAACAUUUGAUUGUUUUGACAAAGAACAUUUCCCUGUUCUGAACUGUAAAUAAACAACUUCGGAAUUCCUGACUCCCUAUCUAGUGCUGUAGUUUUGUUUUUUCAGUCGUUUCAUGGUUAUGCAAAUAGGUUUCACGUAAAAUGAAGAGUCUUUGAUCAAACUUUGUAGGUGGGAAAGAUGCGUUUCCACUAUGCACUCUUUCUGGGGGUUUCUGGUAAGUUUCUGGGAUUUGGCAAGAUUGGGUUGUAGUUUGUGUGUGUGCUGAUAUCUUCUCUCUAAUUAUCAAGCAGCAAAACAAAGUCCCACAUGAAGAUGUUACUCGGGUGUCAGAACAGUUGCUCUGGAGUUUUCCCACAUCACACAGCUGGCUGCCCCAUCAUUCCAGACUUUUUUUUCUGUAUAAAGCUGUCAUGAGAAAAGUCUGGAGCCUGUACUGGAAUGUGUUAGGAUUCACACUGCAAUAAAUGUAUAAUUUGGUUGUGUUGUGUUUAUAAAGAUUAAGUUGCUGGACUUAAAAUAGUUUUAAAACGUCUCCUUUUUUCGACAAUUGUAAAUUUGGGGCAUUUUCACUGAGAAUUCUCAGCUGCACGACACUAUAAAAUGUACUAACAGUUCUUGAAUUAUUAAAAUGUCAGAAUUGA